Coccidioides posadasii C735 delta SOWgp is the source of this 5558-nucleotide messenger RNA. RefSeq lists its product as uncharacterized. Gene Ontology annotation, cellular component: TORC1 complex; TORC2 complex. NCBI's taxonomy places the organism in Eukaryota, Fungi, Ascomycota, Eurotiomycetes, Onygenales, Onygenaceae. Gene Ontology annotation, molecular function: protein binding. Gene Ontology annotation, biological process: TOR signaling; regulation of actin cytoskeleton organization. The record is from RefSeq and is a predicted model, not a curated record.
AAGCUCACAGAGAAGGAUAUAACACGAAAUUAACUUUCUUUUUACCGAUCGGUACACAGAGCAAAUGGAAGUGUCAAAACUCAGAGAAAAUAUCCUAUGAAAGCAAGACGAGGCGGGCUUAGCUUGGGAGAAGGUUUUCGAGCAGCCCAAAGGGAACGGAACUCCUAUAUUUCCGCACAAAAAGCCCAACCCGGCGGACGGUUGGAGACGUCGCGCUCCAAGAACGUAGUGGAUAUGAAUGCCACUUCCAAGGAUCAACGCCAAAUUCCAAGGGAUUUCACCUCCCCAGAGAGGGAUGACUUUGACGAAUCGGACCUUGACUCACGGAGGCGACUGUUACUCCGUAAAUUUACCUCCCACCAUCUGCCGAGUUCAAAAAGUCCGGUAGAAAUCCCGAAAGAAGAGCCGGCUACGUCGCCUCCCAACUUGUUGAAGCGCAGAGCAGACUCUAUAUCCAAGGAUAUCGAAGGCCAUGGGACCGCUGAUGCGCAGAUUGCUGGUGAAAUCGAGUACUCAGUUGCAAGUGCUCAGAUGGAAUCAAGAGUUUCACCAGUACAGGAAAGUCGAGAGCAAUCGAAGGAGAUAAUUCCACCGUUUAGACUUCAAACUUAUAACGAUCACUUUAAUGAGCCUAACGGACAUCAAGUUCCAGUUCUAGAAGUGAGCGAAGAUUCGAUCGAGACAGGCGUCUGCGUCUCAAGAAGGGUACCUGAUGAGACACCGCUGCGGAAUGAACUGCCACCUUCUAAUAUACAAUUCCCACAAAGGACGUUCCUUGAUGGACGGGAAAACGCAAUCACAACGGUUAAACGUUCGCCUCUUAAUGAUGCUGGUUUAUCGAAUGGGAAAGAGUGUAAACAUACGAAGGCGUCUUUCUCGUCAUCGGAGAACGCUGUGCGCUCAAAUAUGGCAGGGAAUAAGAUUCUAAAGUGGAUCGAUUCUUCACCAUUGAGGUUCAAUACUUCGAAGAACAGACGUGGAGUCGGACCUGACUCGUUUCCUCCGGCAGACUCCAACGGGCAAAUUAAUCACCCAAACAUCGAUAAUACACAUCCAUACCGAUCUAUACAGUCGAGCAUAAACGGCGCCGACGAAGGUCUACACGAGGGGCCGAAAACCCCUCUUUCAGGACCCUGCUUCUUUGCGACAUCAAGUGACAGGCUAGCUGAAAUAGUCGAGAUUCAUUCGAGUAUAUCUCCCUCGACAAUGGUCGGAAACGAACCCGACGAGGUGAUUGAUUUGGGCGAACCAUCUUUAUCUGCCUUGGACUCCUCAAAUGCCAAUUCCGACCAACAGCCUGAGUCAUUGUAUUCGUCCCUCCGUAGCCAGAAGCAGCCAAAUAAGGCUCCAGAUAAGGUCUCCGGAUCUGGGCAACUGGCACCCUUAAAUAUGAAAAGCUCCCUCGUGCAGUUGGAUGGGCGGUCCACAAUAUCUUAUUCUUCCUCAUUUGAUUCAACCGCAUUGGACAAGAGAGCAAGUGAAAAGCCAGGUGGGACAUCACGGUUGUUGUGUUCAUCCUCCUCUAAUGUGAUGUCUACAAACAACACAUUGGACGAAUACGGUGCCCGCCAUGCUUGUUUAGAGUCCCAUUCCCACCCGUCAAAGCCGGGAAAAUCCCAUCAAAACAACCUGAGUGUUUCCCCACCAACAACCAGUGCUCCUGCUCCUUGUGAUAGUGACCCACUGAUAAAAGCUAGACGAAAAGCUUCAAGUCUUCUACAAAGAGACGAGUCUUUUUCUUCUUGCCCUUCUCCAAACAAAAUUAAUCGAACAGUCACACCACAGUCACAGUUUCAAGAAUUCCCGACAGCAUCCCAGCCGAAAACCGAAGCAGCUUCUUUUUCUGCUGCCACUAGAGGUAUUCGUUGGAAAAACAAAUUCCAAGCGGAAUUUAAUCACUCCAGUUCAACCAAAUCUGCGGCUAAAACAUCAAAGCCACAGAUGUUGGACAGUAUUGAUGCUUCCGCUACUAAAGCGCCUGUAAGACGUUCUACCAGGCAUAGGAACGCUCCCAUAAAUUAUUACGCGCGACCUCAAGGUUUCCACCGAGGCAGGGACAUACCGGAGUUGGCCAUCGAUGAACUAGAAGAAAGCACGCCGGAACCCCUUCCCGAAGCCACAACCUCUCCGAACCGAGUUGCAGCCAAGCCCGCCACGCAGCAUAAAGUCGUAUAUCAGUGCAGGGAUUUCCAUAUAACCCGUGAGCCUUUGUUGUUGGAGACGACACAUUCGAUCGCCGAGAAAAUUGACCAACAACACGUUCCAUAUUUUGAUCGAGGGUCUAGAGAUGACCCGUCGAAGUUUUUUGGCAGCGAUAUUGUCCAUGUUGACUUUGAUCUCAGCGAAAUGAACGCGAUGUAUAGUAUACUGACUGACAGUGGUCCUGUUACAGACGACGACAUUCCCAUUCAAGCAGUAGUAUCGCAUGCCGUGAUAAGUUUUGCCAGUAAAGGCGGAGAUCUCGAUACAUUCGGUCGGCGCAUUCACUACCUUCGAGCAAUUAAACGUUAUUUACGCCACCAGAAGCUAGCUGUUGGCGACUUCCUUAUUCAAGCGAAAAGUGGAAAUGUUGAUGGUAUAAAGAGUAUGAAGCCAAAAAUCAUCGAGAAAUUAUCGAGGUGCCUGACAAAAGUGUUCAACAUUCAAUUGGAUAAAUACCCUCGAACUCCGCUAGCUAAAUUGGGGGAGGUACUCACAGUCCUGAAAAUAGAAUGGCUCCAUAAGAUGACUACACAAUGUCGACAUUUGGACAAUCUCCUAUUUCGAGAUAUGGACGAUAUUCAAAGAUUCCUGAAAGACGCCAAGGAAGAGGUUCUUAAUCCCUUUCCCUCUCUUCUUCGUAUUGUGGAAGGGGUUUCCCAAUGUCACCUCCGUUUCGACGAUUAUGAACCAUUGGCUCUUUUAAGAUCUCGAGAGCUAGGAUACUCCACUCAUCGAAACCGGAUUCGAAUCAGCCGUCGCCUCGAAGACGUACAAAAUUGGGAAUUGUGGAAAUCUUGGACAGGCGCUUCUAAUGAUGUGUUGGUGCUGUCGUGGUCUCCAGACAGUACCCGUUUCGCAGCUGGUGCUGCUGCUCAAACUGAUGACCACAAUAUGCAAUAUAACCGGAACAAUAAUUUACUUCUUGGAGACCUUACCGUAGGUAGGCUCAAGGAACUACCCGACCAUCGCAUAGAGAGACCUGUCCUGGACUCGGGCCCAAAUUCACACAGUACCUAUAUUAUGGUUGAUCCGAAUCUGUAUAUGACUGUUACCGCGAUGCAUUGGACCAAUUGUGGUAACCAUCUCUAUACUGCUAGUUUCGACAAAACUGUGAAAUUAUGGGAUGUAUCGUCUCAUGAAGACGCCCGGUGUAUUAACACUCUCAGACACCACGGAAGGGUACAAGAAAUGGCCAUUUCUGAAUUCGACAACCGCCUUGUGGCUACGGGAUGUGAUGGCCCGUCUUUCUUGCUAUGGCGGGCUGAGGGUGACGAAUGUUCCGAGUCCACUCAUCUUGAAUUCCGGCGGGAUAAGUGCGCGGGAAUGACACCAUCAUCUCUUCAGUGGGGGAGAACAUCGCGAACCAACAGAUUCCUGGUCGGAGGAUUGACUAGCGAGGAUCCUUCAAAUACUCAUGAUCCCAGUAAAUUCGGAUAUCUUACCCUCUGGCAAGUUGGAGAAGCAGCUGUGUCACCUCUAAAUAUCACCCCCAACACACAAAAUAUAUUUGAUGUUGCCUGGCAUCCGAGCUUGAAUAUUUUCGCAACAGGUUGCACAGUUCCCUCUGCUGCUCGCAGUCAUGGGUACGGUUCGGAGACUCGGUCACUGGUUCGCAUCUAUGAUCCUUUAAAUAGCAAAUGGGCUAUUCACUGUUAUGAUUGCCCUGCUCUAGACAUCAACCAAGUGACGUUUUGUCCUGCCGAUGAGGAUUAUAUGACAGCGAGCUGCACUGAUGGAGUGACCUAUGUUUGGGACUACCGCAACCCGAAAGCGAUAUUGCAUAAGCUCAGGCAUGGAGAGCCGAUCAGUGAUUUGAACCAGGAUCUCAGGCGCGAGCAAGCUGACGUUGGAGUCCGCUGCUCUGUCUGGGGAAAGGGCUUUGAAUUCUACACGGGCGCUUCAGACGGUAUCGUAAAACGGUGGGACAUUCGUUUGGCUCCUGAAGAUGUUUUCCGAGAGAACGUAGCGUCAUUUAACCAGGAACUUAUGUGCGCCUCUAUGUCUCCCGACUACACCAACAUGGUUUUCGGUGACGCUUCAGGGGGUAUUCACGUGAUUUCAACUUCUCCUUGGGGAAGGUCAGAUGAUAAUUUCUCAUCUUUUGACUUUGAAAGAGCACCACAAGCCAAAUCCAAGGAUGCUGUUUGUGAAGAGUCUAUUUCUGGCAUACAGGAGGCAGCGAAAUUGAUUUCAUCCGGUGAACUUCUAGCUCACCCCAUAUUUGGACCUGGUCAAGGCCCACAUUAUAAUGGGCCAUAUGCAGCAUGGGCUCGUCCCGAAAAAACUCUACCUGAAGAAAUGGCCUUUACGCCGUUAAAGCCAGAAGUACAAGCAACACAGUUUAGAGGUCCUCCACUCCAUGAACGACGAGGGCUGGAUAAACAGACGCGUGAAAGACUCGCCAAACUGGUUGAAUUAUCAGCCACCCGAAACCGAAGACACGGCAAAAAUAAACGGAAACGAGAUGGUUUUUUAACUCUUAAUUCAAAGCGUACAGUCGCUUUUCAGCCCAGAAGUACACCGUACUCCUCUCGAAAGAUUGAUGCCCAUGCAAGUUUCAAUUCAAGACCAAGAAGUAUGCCUUGGAGCUCUUCAAAUCAACCAAAGCACAAGCAGGUUAAACCUGCAUUCAAGGUUGAUCCAUCCAAUUUUAUUGAUUUAACCCUAGACUCAAAUGAGGAGGGUUCUGUUCAAGAAAUUUGCCUAUCUGAAUUCAACAAACAGCCAGAUAACAAAGAGGAAAACGAUGAGUUUGAGGAAGAUCACUGGUGGCCAGUAAAUGUUCACCCAAACUUUUAAGCCUUAAGUCUUGAUUCUUGAAAAUAAUAGCUGCAAAUGCUACAAAUCAAUUUGAUUUGAAAAGCACGCACAAUUAAGCCUUAAAACUUUUGGGUUCAAAUAUUUGCAUUAACUGUAAGGAUUCACCCGCGAACCCCUUACACAGACAAACAACACCCACAAGGGCUGGGAGCCGCUCGCGAGAUGUUGGGAGUGGAUGUGUACUACACAAGACACACUGUCACAUGUUCACAAGCACACGUAAAAGGGCCUCCUUGAAGUUGCAUGUCUGUUGCACAUGCAUGUUUUCAGUGGUCAGCUAGUGACAGUUCCAUCACAUUAUUCAUUCUGGCGGCAUGGCAGACUAGUUAACUAGUUAGUUAUGAUCUCAUUCCAAGCCAUGAAGCCAUGUCUAGAGCUCUUUGUUAGGACCUGGAAGGCAGUAGUUUGAUAGAAUCUAGGGCUUAGGGCUAGGGCUGCGGAAAUCGCCUGCAGGCUGUAUAUAGUGUCACUCCACCCCAGGCACCCUUUUCUCUCACCACCUUAGUAUUUCGUUGAAAUAGCUUACCUAGAAGUUC